Molecule: messenger RNA, 1343 nt
Organism: Balaenoptera ricei (Rice's whale)
Lineage: Eukaryota; Metazoa; Chordata; Mammalia; Artiodactyla; Balaenopteridae
Gene: PARVG
Product: parvin gamma
Exons: 13
Coding region: 162-1157 (331 amino acids)
Biological process (GO): cell projection assembly; establishment or maintenance of cell polarity; substrate adhesion-dependent cell spreading
Cellular component (GO): cytoplasm; actin cytoskeleton; focal adhesion
Molecular function (GO): actin binding
Source: RefSeq, a predicted model, not a curated record
GAAGUGAGCUGCUUGCCCCUGCCUCCCAGCCGGCCCCCGCGGCCCCCGCCGACCUAGGGAGCCCGGAACCUGUUUUGGUUUGGAAUCCGGGGACCACUGUUUGCGCUCCGUGGUCUUGGUUUCCUGGCGUGGAGGAAGCAGCCAGGGCCGGCAAGGCAGUGAUGGAGCCGGAGCCCCUCUACAACCUGCUGCAGGUCCCCGGGAGGGUGGACCCACCGCCCGGGGAGACACUCUCACAAGGAGAAAAGAAGAAGUUCCUGCCACCCACUUCCAGGAAGGAUCCCAAAUUUGAAGAACUGCAAAAGGUGCUGAUGGAGUGGAUCAAUGCUGAGCUCCUGCCCGAGCACAUCGUGGUCCGCAGCCUGGAGGAGGAUAUUUUCGACGGACUCAUCCUGCACCACCUUUUCCAGAAGCUGACUGGAGUCAAGCUGGAUGUGGAGGAGAUCGCCUUGACCGCGGCCAGCCAGAGGCGCAAGCUCGCGGUGGUCCUGGAGGCCGCCGGCCAGAACCUGCAGGUGGAGGAGCCGCAGGCCAAGUGGAGCGUGGAGAGCAUCUUCAACAAGGACCUGCUGGCCACCCUGCAUCUCCUCGUGGCCCUGGCCAAGCGCUUCCAGCCGGAGCUGUCCCUCCCGACCAAUGUCAAGGUGGAGGUGAUCAUCAUGGAGAGCACCAAGAGUGGCCUGAAGUCGGAGAUGGCGGUGGAGCAACUCACUGAGUGUGGCACAGACAAGGACCAACCUUCGAAGGACGUCUUUGAUGAAUUAUUUAAGCUGGCCCCGGAGAAAGUGAACGCUGUGAAAGAGGCCAUCGUGAACUUCGUCAACCAGAAGCUGGACCGCCUGGGCCUGUCCGUGCAGAAUCUGGACACCCAGUUUGCAGAUGGAGUCAUCUUACUCUUGCUGAUUGGACAACUGGAAGGCUUCUUCCUGCACUUGAAGGAAUUCUAUCUCACUCCCAAAUCUCCUGCGGAAAUGCUACACAACGUCACCCUGGCCCUGGAGCUGCUGAAGGAUGAAGGCCUUCUCAACCACCCCGUCAGCCCCGAAGACAUAGUGAACAAGGACGCCAAGAGCACACUGCGGGUCCUCUACAGCCUGUUUCGCAAGCACAAGCUGAAAGAAAGCGCGGACGGGGUGCCCCUGGAAUCCCCAAAUUAACCGUCACAGCCCCCAAAAUCUGCUUCUCAGAACCUGCCUGCCAGGCCCAGCUGGAGGUCCUGAGGGCCACAGAGGGAUCUCCUCCCCGUCCAGCCAGCCCCUGGGCCUCCCACUCUUAUCCUGUGUGCCUGCGGCACGCCCCAGCCCCCCUUCCCUCUCUGCUGUUUCCAUCCGUCUGAAUAUCUU